CCCCUCUGCUCUUCCUUCCUCUCUUUCUUGCUUUCUUGUGUGGAGUGGAGCGCUAAAGUGAGACGGAGCAGCGUAGCAGGUGCAGGAAUCAAAAACUGUCACAGAGAGAGAGAGAGAGAGAGAGAGAGAUCAUACUACACACAAACACACAAAGAGAGGGAGGAUUGUAGAGGGAGAAAAAGGGGGAGUGCAAUUGAAACAGUUGGAGACGUGCAUUUAAAAAGAGAGAGCGGGACGGACAAAGAGCAGUAAAAGAGCAAGCAUGCUGAGGAGGAAGAGGAGCGUGUCCUUUGGAGGAUUUGGAUGGAUUGACAAAUCUACCAUCACUGCUCUUCGAACUCGGAAGCAGGAGUUGCUGACCACCUCUGGUGUUCCACUGGCAGACUACCCACCUUCACCCCCAAGAACCGCACCUGCUUCCAUGAAGACUACACAAUUCUUUGAUUCACUGGAGAAGAUGGAAGAUGACUAUAUUCCCAACCCCAGUAUAGAACAGGUGCUGAAACAAGGUGCACCAUACCCACAGGUCAUCCAGCCACGGUUUGGGGGUUACUGGAUCGAAGACUCCGAUACCCCAGCCCUGAACCAAAACUCAUGGGAAACCAGUUACUAUUAUGAAGGAAAUGGAGAAGGAGAAAACUCAAGUGGCGAGUUUGGAUACCGGCUGGAAAGUAACUAUGCCAUACAAGCCUACCGGAAGCACUUUCUUGGUAAAGAACACCUCAACUUCUACUGCACAGCUAGUAACCAUGGCAACCUCAUACUGUCCCUCAGACAUGAGGAGACAAAGGAUCAGGAGUACCUGCACAUCAUUUUAAGGACUGCAUCAAAGACUGUUUAUAACAGGCUCUCUCUUGUAGGUCUGAAUGAGCUUCCCAGUAUCCCUCAAUUAGUCAAGCUGCUUUGUGGAGAUAUUCAUGCCUUGAAAUUCAGCCCUGUGUUGUACCCUAAGGGGUCUCACUUAAUAGUGAGCUAUGAUGAUCAUGAGCUUAACAACACCUUCAAGUUCGGUGUCAUCUACCAGACGUUUGGCCAGACAUCAGAAGAGGAGCUGUUUGGAAACAGUGAGGAGACUCCUGCCUUCAGAGAGUUUCUUGGAGUGCUUGGUGAUUGUAUAGAGCUGCAGGAUUUUAAAGGUUUCCGAGGUGGUCUAGAUGUUCAUCAUGGGCAGACAGGCUCUCGGUCAGUCUACACUGUGUUCAAAGGACAGGAGCUCAUGUUCCAUGUCUCUACAAAGCUGCCCUAUGCAGAAGGAGAUGCACAACAGCUUCAAAGGAAGAGACACAUAGGAAAUGACAUUGUGGCAGCAAUAUUUCAGGAGGAUCCCACGCCAUUUGUGCCUGACAUGAUCGCCUCCAACUUCCUCCAUGCCUAUAUCCUGAUCCAGGUGGAGAAUCCUGGAACAGAUCACACCACAUACAAGGUUUCUAUAACAGCACGGAAUGAUGUGCCAAAGUUUGGCCCUCCUCUCCCAAACCCACCAGUCUUCAGAAAGGGCCCCGAGUUCAGAGAGUUCCUUCUGACUAAGCUGAUCAAUGCAGAACUAGCCUGCUACCGGUCUGAACGAUUUGCUAAACUUGAGGAGAGAACACGAGCAGCAUUGCUCGAUAACCUUCAUAAUGAGUUGCACAGACAGACCCAGGCCGUGCUUGGUCAUCCCCUAGGCAAUGAAGAUGAGCGGCUGGAAAAUGGAGGCCAUGGGGGAUUACUGGAGUCUAUCAAGCGGGCAAUGCGUGUGCGCAGCCACUCCAUGGACACAAUGGUGGGCUCUCAGAAGCAUGGUUGCUCCUCCAUAGGAGGAGGGGGAGUGCCCACCAGUCUAAGUGGAGCGGGCCUCACUCAUAGCAAUGCUGAGUGUACUAAGAACACGUCUCCAGCGUCAGCUACUGCCAAGUCUCCUCUGAAGAGCCCAGUGAAGAGACGCUCUGGAUUUUUCCCCCGGCUGUAUGUCAGCAUGGAUGGGCAGCCCGAGCUCUCAGUGCACAGUGUGCUUUGUGAUCAAAGGAGUCUAGACAGCAGUCAUCUCUCGCAAGAGGUAAGAUCAGAGACAUCAUCAAACCCCAGUUCUCCAGAGAUCUGCUUGAGUAAAGAAAGAGAGGGGAAUCUGAAGCCAAAGGACUGCAGUGGAUGGCCUGCUAUAUCUCACUCCUCAUCCUGCACCAGUAACUUCAGCAGUGCAGCUGGAGACACAGACACUGUUGAGAAUGUUGAUCGUAAUAAUGUCCAAGUUUUUACCACUAUUUCACCAAUGUGUAGCUCCAUUCUGAGAGCAGAGGGUCAAAGUUCAGGAAUUCCUGUUAUCAUGUGUCAUACCCCAACAGAUUUCAAGAAUAAGAAUUCCCACAGAUCCAAUCUGAAGUUUCGCUUUGACAAGUUGAGCCACUCAGCAGAUGGACACUAGUGAAAGAACAGUAAAGAAAGACCAGGACAACUGUGUGAAUUUAAAAACAGACUCUGGCUAUGGGACAACAUUACAUCACAUUGAAGAGGAGACGAUCUCUAAGAUGACCUCAGUCAUUGGAAUUGAACACAUUUUAAAAACACAAAUUAAAGACCACGCUUAAGGUUUUGCAGGUUUCCACACUAGAGAUGCUGACCUUUACAUUUUGCCAAUGCAUUUUAAUUACAAAAUCUUUGGUAAAUUCCUAAAAGGAGGAUGUUAGAGAUUUUAAAAGCAAUAGAUAUAUUUUGUUGGCGGUGAAAAAAAGAUAGUCAAGCAGAUUAGGAUAAUAUAUCAUGUGGUUAAUGAAAAGCACAAUACAUUCCAAACAAAGAUCCCUCCAGGAAUACUUCAGAUUUAACAGAAAAGAAAAAUAGAGGUCACCUGAACAGUUCAAGAUACUUUUCGGUCUGUUCAUAGA
Molecule: messenger RNA, 2861 nt
Organism: Electrophorus electricus (electric eel)
Lineage: Eukaryota; Metazoa; Chordata; Actinopteri; Gymnotiformes; Gymnotidae
Gene: rap1gap2b
Product: RAP1 GTPase activating protein 2b
Biological process (GO): regulation of small GTPase mediated signal transduction
Cellular component (GO): plasma membrane; cytoplasm
Molecular function (GO): GTPase activator activity
Source: RefSeq, a predicted model, not a curated record